CAAUAUCUACCAGUACAGUUUAUAUUCUUUCUAAAACUUAAUUAUGAUUUUCUGGUGGCUUGUAAGCAGUAUCAGUAUGUCUUACAGUUAUUCUGUUAUAUGAAUGUGUUGUGAAUUAGUUGGAAAUUAGGGAUUUAGUAAAGUGCUUUCACUGUGAGGAACUGCCACCCUCCAUGACUUGGACUCAUUGCCACUAUGGUAACCUGCUUAGCAUGGCAGCUAGCUCUACAGUUUAGCCGAGUAGCAAAGUUUUGACUUGCUGCAGAUGGAGGAGUAAGUCAGCUGGAUGGAUGCCAUAGAGGAAAACAUGUCACCAGAGGAGAUGCUUGAGAAAAUAGCAGAGCUGGAUUACAAUCAGAGCCUGCUGAGGGAUCUGAAUGCUGAGAUGAGGAAAUGGCUGGAUGCUGCAGAUGAUGACAUGGCAGUGCUGCGCUCGGAGAAUGAGUCCCUCAGAAAACAAGUGAAAGCCCUGGAGAAACUUGUCUGUGACGCACAACAGGUUGAAGCAGAGCCUUGCACAACUCUGGCAAAUGAUCUUGAGGCAACUAGAUGCAAUGAAGAAAAGAUCCAUGCAUUGGAGAAGGAAUCCACCAUGAUGAGGGAACAAAAUAAGAAGCUAACAGCAGAGCUCAAAAGCCUCCAGCAAGAGAGAGACCAGGGCAAGUUGACUUUGAGCAACCUCAAGGUUACUCUUCAGGCCUUGGAGUUUCAAAUGGAAGAGGCUCAGUCAGGACUGCAGCACAGAGAUGAGGUUAUUCAUCAAAAAAACCUGCUGUUGAAACAUUUGGAUGAAACUGUAGACGAGUACUCGAAUGCCAUAAAGGACCUCAGGCUGAAAAACCAGGAGCUGAGGAAGCAGUUGGAGGACAGACUAGAUGAGGCCACAUUUGACCUGAUGAGAGAGAAAGAACAACUGCCCAGCCCCCCUCUGUCCUUUGCAGAGGAAAUUAAACUGCUGGCCUCGAUAGCUGAAGGGAAAAUCAGCAUGGCCGACUCUGCAGAUCUUGGAAAUUGUCUCCAGGAGGAAGCUGAGGCGGAGGAGCUGCUGAAACCAGAUCCUCACACAGUUAACCGUCAGACCACAAGAUGUGCAGGUACCGUGGAGGCAGCCGUCCAUAGAGCGGGUUUCUUUAUGCUGGGCAUCUUCAUUCUCAUGGUUUUAGCCUUUGUGGCUUCAGGAAACAUUGCAGGAAAAUCUGACCUCUUUUCUAUCAACACUUUGUGGAGUAGAAUGCGCCUGAUGUUACAUCCCUACUUUAGUGUACAUUAUGGGGCCUUGCCUCCCAUUUGAGCUUAACUUUCCCUGUGGUUUAUGCUUGCAUUUGAGUGGGUUUUUUUUUUGGGGGGGGGGGUAUUAGGUCAGAAAACAAACAAAUAAAACAUCUCAUGAUGCAUUUAGCUGGCUCAGUCGCAGGGUCCUGCAUGUGCUUGUUGUGUGUUGAAUUGUUGAGUAUUACUUAAUUACUAAAAUGUGUUUUUCAUGCAGUGACAAAUCUAUUAAAAGAUUCUA
Archocentrus centrarchus (flier cichlid) is the source of this 1510-nucleotide messenger RNA. RefSeq names its product kinectin-like. Gene Ontology annotation, cellular component: meiotic nuclear membrane microtubule tethering complex; lateral element; meiotic spindle pole. Gene Ontology annotation, biological process: spindle localization; chromosome localization to nuclear envelope involved in homologous chromosome segregation; actin filament organization. Gene Ontology annotation, molecular function: dynein complex binding. The record is from RefSeq and is a predicted model, not a curated record. Lineage: Eukaryota; Metazoa; Chordata; Actinopteri; Cichliformes; Cichlidae. The coding region runs from base 287 to 1291 and encodes 334 amino acids. The transcript is spliced from 12 exons.